Molecule: messenger RNA, 3597 nt
Organism: Pseudoliparis swirei
Lineage: Eukaryota; Metazoa; Chordata; Actinopteri; Perciformes; Liparidae
Product: zinc finger MYM-type protein 1-like
Exons: 5
Coding region: 681-2756 (691 amino acids)
Molecular function (GO): protein dimerization activity
Source: RefSeq, a predicted model, not a curated record
CGGCGGCAUGGGCGGGCAUUGGGGGGCCGUGCCCGCCCAAUGAGUGAGCCGUGCCCGCCCUGGACUAGAAGCUAUUUAUUUUAUCUUAUUUUAUUUGGGUUUUGUUUUUUUCGUCGGAGUAGCCUGCCAUCAUCUUAUUAUUCCUAUCUCGACUCGUCGAUCCUAUAAUUCAACCAAUCCAACCAGCCUAGCAACGUGUUAGCCAAUUACAGGUAGAGGGGGCGGGUCACGGGUCACUGAAUCAUACUAUCGCUGUCAACAGAUCAGUAACGUUACGUCCCGCCGUCGCGGCGUCGCCACCAACCGUUAUGGAUAUUCGGAAUUUCUUUCAGAAGAAUAAGGCGGCUAGCGUUCAUGCCAAGAGGAUUAACGAUGCGGACGGGAACGAGCAGGAAGCAGCACCAUACAACACCCAUUCCACUGGAACGAUGAGCACGGAAGUCAACACUGAAGUAAGCACUCAUGCUAGGAGGGUUAGCUACAGCAACUAGGGAGCACAAGGACUGGGAGCGCCAAGCAGCGUAACAUUAACUCCGCAUGCAAGAAACGUGAGUGAAGACGUCAACAACAACAACAACAACAACAACACGGUUGACGGUAACAUUCCUGCAGCUGCGAGGAACAGCAACAGGUUAUUGCAGCCUAGUGACCUUGGCACAGAGAAGCCCCAAAGACCGUCCAUGCAGAACUUUCCUCCGCGCCUUUUCUCAGGAAAAAAAAGGUCAUUUUGCAGUUCCUGGUAUGGAAGCUUUUCAUGGAUGGAGUAUUCAGUUCAGGCAGAUGCUGCAUACUGCUACCCAUGCAGAAUGUUUCAGGGACCCAGAUCCACUGACUCAACCUUCACUCUAACUGGGUUCCGUGACUGGAAGCAUGCGGUGGAAACUGGAAAAGGACUCCACAAGCACGCUGCAUCCAAAGAGCACCUGACUUGUGAUGCCAUGUGGAGGGACAAGGAAAGACGGAUUCACACAAGUAAGGAAAUCUCAACAUUAAUUAACACCGACCAACUGCAGCGCAACAGAUAUUAUCUGUCUGCAAUUAUUGAUGUUGUGGAGUUCCUUGCUGUGAACCAACUGCCCUUUAGAGGUGACCACGAUGCAUACAGUGGAAUGAAUGAGGAUGGAUGUGGGCUAUUUUUGUCUCUAUUUGAGUUUGCAUUAAGGAAAGAUGCAGAACUAGCAAAGAUAGCCAAAUCUAUUCCUCACAAUGCAAGAUACACAAGUCACGACAUUCAAAAUGACUUAAUAGACAUAAUGAGUGCUUUAGUAAGAGAGCACAUAGUAAAAGAAGUGGGAGACUCGUACUACACUUUAAAAGCGGAUGGAACCAGAGACCCAACAGGGAGAGAGAAUAUCUCCAUAGUUCUCCGCUUUGUGAAUGAACUGUGUGAACCAACUGAGCGCCUCCUAACAAUAGCCACUGCUGACCAGGGAGAUGCAGUUACAUUGACUGACACCAUCAUAGAAGAACUGACCACAGCUGGCCUGAGCCCUGAGAAAAUCCUCAGUCAGGUAUAUGAUGGUGCCUCACUCAUGUCGGGUAAACAUGGAGGAGUACAGAAACUGCUGCAGCAAAAACUGGACAGAGAGAUACCAUAUGUCCACUGUUAUAACCAUCAGCUGCAUUUGGUGGUCACCCAUGCCCUGGCAGCGGAAAAGGCAGUGAUGGAUUUCUUCAGUGUGUGUAACAUGCUGUACAAGUUCUGCAGAAGACCGACCGUUGCCAUUCUCUACAAAGGAGAGACACUCAAGCGCCUACUGGACCAGCGAUGGAGUGGACAUUUUGCUACAGUCUCAGUCAUUCUGAAAUCAUUUGAUGACCUAUCCACACUGUUCCAAGAGAUCACCAGCACCCGGGCAUUUGGAGCAGAUGUGCGCGUUGAAGCAACGGGGUUGUGGCAUAGCAUGUCUGAGCCCAGCUUUAAGUUCAUUGCUGAGAUGGUGCACAAGAUCCUUUCGUAUCUUGACCCCCCAAAUAAGAUGUUGCAGUCUGAACACAUGGAUCUGGCUACAGGUUUGCAGCUCAUCAGCAGUGCAUGCACCUGUCUUGAGAAUAUCCGCACUGAGACAGAAUUCCAGACAAUCCUGGCACAUUGUGACAAUGUUACAACAAGACCAUCAAAGAGGAAACGCACACAAAACUCUGCCCUUGCUGACUAUGUUGUUGAGGAAAUCUGCACACGAGUAGAUACUGAUGAUACAGAGCUACGCAGGAUUUAUUAUAGUUGUAUUGACUCAGUAUGUGGGGAAAUGAAAAAUCGCUUCGGGAAACAUAAUUGUGACCUGAUGGAGGCACUCAAUGCCCUGGAUCCUGCACAAGCGACAUUCUUGGAUGCCAGCAAGGUGAAGCCUUUACUUGACCUCACCAAGACACCUGCUGUGGACUCUGAAUUCGAGGUGGCCCGCAACUUCCUCAGGGCACAAAUGAAAGAGUCUUCUCCACCGGAUGAGGAGAAGUGGACAAUGAAACAGAUUCUGAAACAGUUCCAGAGGCCGCUGGAAGCAAUGCCCACCGUCUUCACAGCAUUUAAACAUGGCCUGACUUUUGGAGCCAGCACCGCGUCCUGUGAAAAUUCGUUUUCCACGCUCAAAAAUGUCUACACAGAACAUCGCCUAACUAUGCUUCAUCAACGCAAGGCCAAUCUGAUCCAGUUGGCAUUUGAGAAGGACUUGACUCGGAAAUUUAGGAAUGAGUGGAAGGACAGUGUUUUAAGGAGGUUUCACACAGUCCACAAACGCCGCCUGCCACUCUACUAAAAGGUUACCACCAGCAUAUGAACUUUGCCUGAUGUGUGAGGACAACACCUCACAGAUCCAUCCAUCCAUCUUCAUCAUCUUUUCUGAGGUUGGGUCAUGGAUGUAGCAGCUCCAGCAGACGACCCCAUACUUCCUUCUCCCUGGCCACAUCAACCAGCUCUGACCUCAUAGAUACUCCAUAUUUUGCGUUUCUUGCACACUGCAAAAACUCACAAACUUACCAAGAAUAUUUGUCUUAUUUCUAGUCAAAAUGUCUCAUUACACUUUUCACUUUAUUUAUUUUCUUUUAAUAAUAAACUGGCAUAUUUUUCUACUUAUUUCAAUUGAAAAUUAGCAAGUGACAAGUGAAAAACAACUUACUUUUUGGGUAAUGUGUUUUAUUUUCAGUGAAAUUAGACAUUUUGACUGGAAAAAAGAGAAAUAUUCUUGGUAACAUUUUGAGUUUUUGCAGUGCAGGCAGAAGGGUAACACUGCUUGGUGCUCCUUGUGCUCCCUAGUUGCUGUAGCUAACCCUCCUUGCAUGAAUGCUUACUUCAGUGUUGACUUCCGUAAUCAUCGUUCUAGUGGAAUGGGUGUUGCAUGGUGCUGUUUCCUGCUCGCUCCCGUCCGCAUCGUUAAUCCUCUUUGCAGGAAUGCUAGCCGCAGUAUUGUUGAGUUUUUUUGUAAAUAGUUAUUGGUUUUCUUUCUUGUGUUAAUGAAAGAAUUAAGUUAUGUUACCUAGAUUUUAUUUUUGAUAUUAUAUUAUAUUUAUUAUAAUAUAAUUAUAUAUAUAUAUAUAUUAUUGAGAUUAUAUUUUUUGUCUAUUUUGUCUGUUUCAUUUAAAUAAAUAGACAUAACACUA